Nerophis lumbriciformis (worm pipefish) is the source of this 1821-nucleotide messenger RNA. NCBI's taxonomy places the organism in Eukaryota, Metazoa, Chordata, Actinopteri, Syngnathiformes, Syngnathidae. The record is from RefSeq and is a predicted model, not a curated record.
AUGAAGAACCAUGUGUGUCGGGCCAGACUAGUUGGAGUCCUCAUCAUUGCCGUCUCAAUGUACAUCGUCAUUUUCAUGAGCAGACAUUUGAAAGCGCGUACUUCACUUCCUGAGGGAAUUAUUAUAGAUGACAAGGUGGCAAGAAGACUGGACAGCAUUGAACAGACGCUUCAUAGUCUGAAAAGGCUGUUGGAAGAAUCACAUGUUCACAAAAGCAGCGUGAGCAAAUUUGAUCCUAAUGUGGGCCAACACAAGACAAAGGUCCCAGUGCCCAAGUUCUAUCCAGACUCCCUACUGUUUGCCAAGUGGGGAGAGGGCCUUUCGGAAAAAGAGCAGAAGGAGGCAGAAUCUCUCUUUCAGAUUUACGGCUACAACGUGUUCCAUAGUAAUCAGUUACCAAUUGACCGUAAACUGCCAGACAUGAGAGAUACCAGAUGUCUGGCAAUGACAUAUCCCGAAGACCUUCCCAGCAUGAGUGUGGUGCUCAUCUACCUAAAUGAAGCUCUUUCGGUCAUUAAACGAGCCAUCAAAAGUAUCAUGUCACAUACUCCAAAGCAUCUCCUCAAGGAAAUCAUUCUAGUGGAUGACUACAGUACUUACAAUGACCUAGGAAGACCAUUACAAGACUACAUUGAUGAGAUCCACAUAGACAAACCAGGACUGAUAAAGAAAGUACGACAUCAUCGUCAAAUGGGUCUGUCACAGUCACGGAUCUCGGGUUGGGAACAUGCCACAGCAGAAGUUGUGGCUAUUUUGGAUGCUCAUAUAGAAGUCACACAAGGCUGGGCAGAACCUCUGCUCGCGCGGAUCAAAGCUGACAGGACAGUGGUGGUGUCACCCGUAUUCGAUAAAAUCCAUUUUGAUGACCUUCACAUCGAAAAAUACAUCCCCUCCGCACAUGGCUUUGAUUGGCCACUAUGGUGCAUGUACGAGUCCUUCAACGCAGAGUGGUGGAAGGCGAACGAUGAAUCGCAACCUGGGAAGAGUCCUUCCUUGAUGGGAAUAUUCGCAGCACACAGAGAAUUUCUCGGAGAAAUUGGAGGACUCGAUGGCGGCAUGACCGUUUACGGUGGCGAAAACAUCGAACUUGGAAUUCAUGUUUGGUUGUGUGGAGGAAGUGUGGAGGUGGUGCCUUGUUCCAGGAUAGGUCAUAUUGAGCGGUCGCAUAAACCGUAUGCGCUGGACCUCACUCCAAUGAUCAGAAGGAAUGCCUUGAGGGUGGCGGAAACCUGGAUGGAUGAAUACAAGAAAAAUGUUGUGAUCGCUUGGAAUCUUCCUUUUCAGGAUCAUGGAAUCGAUAUUGGUGACGUCUCAGAUAGGAAGAAGCUCCGGGAAAAGUUACAGUGUAAACCUUUCAAGUGGUACCUUGACAAUAUAUACCCAAGUUUGGCCACGUGGGAUAACGUCAUAGGAUAUGGAGUGAUGAGGAACAGUCUUCUGAGCAACAUGUGUGUAGAUCAAGGAGCUGUACCAGGAAGCAUCCCCAUCCUUUAUGAGUGCCACUUUCAACAACCACAGCUUUGCUACUACAACCGAAAUGGGGAAAUCUUCAUUGGUGGCAUCAAAUCUCACAGUUAUAACCAAAACCGCUGCCUGGUUGAUCCAGAUACCAGCAACACCCCGACCUUGCUCGACUGUCAGUUGGCUAAACAGAACCAGAAACACAUGGAAUGGGACUUUCAACAGGGCAGAGGGAUACAAAACCGAGCAACAAAGAGAUGUUUUGAGAUCAGUGAGGGACUAAACUCUGACUAUGUGCUUAUCAUUCAGCAGUGCACAGGACAGAGUUGGACCAUAGAGCACCUCGUUCCCACACUCUAA